AUGUGGUCUCAGUUAUCGAGCCUUCUGUCGGCUUUCAGUCUUACUACUGCCUCUGCAGGCACCAUUGCAGACGACGGAGUGAGACAAGUUGCAGUCAUUGGUGCCGGGGCUGGUGGAUCUGCGACUGCAUAUUAUCUCCAGCAGUUUGCCGAGCAGGCGGGUCUGGCUGUCAACAUCAGUGUCUUUGAGAAGACUGGGCGUGUUGGUGGUCGAACCCUGACCGUCAAUGCGUACGAUGAGCCGCUGGAGGCCGUUGAGCUUGGCGCAUCCAUUUUCGUUGAAAUAAAUCAGAUUCUCUUCAAUGCGACCCAGGAAUUCAACCUUGCUCUGAGAGAGCCUGAUUCGGCCGCAGAAGAUCUCCUUGGCAUCUGGAAUGGCGACAACUUCGUCUUUACUCAGGAUUCCCAGUCCUCGGGCUGGUGGAAUCUCGCCAAGUUAUUCUGGCGAUAUGGAAUGGCCCCUUACAAAACCCAGAAACUCGUGCAGUCCACUCUGCAGACUUUCAUGAACCUCUACGAGGAGCCGUAUUUUCCUUUUGUGUCUUUAACCCAGACACUUGGAGAGCUGGACUUGUUGAAGAUCACUGGCGUCACUGGCGCACAGUUUCUCGCCGAGAAUGAGAUAUCGGAGGCCUUUGCGCGAGAUAUUAUUCAAGCGGCGACCCGUGUGAACUACGCCUCCAACUUGGCGUACAUUCACGGGCUUGAGACCAUGGUCUCCCUGGCUCCGGAGGGUGCCGUACAGGUUGUGGGAGGCAACUGGCAAAUCUUCGACAAGAUGCUGCAGCACAGUAAUGCUACGGUCCACCGAAACACGCAGGUCGGCUCGAUUGCCUUUAAAAACAACACCGGGCCGGGCGCAGAUGCCAAGUACGUUCUUUCGACCAGGCCCACCGGGUCCGAUGCCGAAACAGUCGAAGAGCACUAUCCCAUCGCCUUCGACAAGGUCGUCGUCGCCACACCGUGGCAAUUUGCCGAUAUUACUGCCAAGGGGGACGUCCUCCAGCAAGCCAUCGACGAAAUCCCCUACACAAAGCUGCACGUCACGCUUUUCUGCUCUCCCUUCCGACUGUCUCCCGGUUACUUCAACCUGCCCCCUGGAUCUAAGACUCCGGACUCCGUCCUCACCACGCUGGGACCUGAUGAGGUCCCCAAGGAAGGCGCUGCCGGAGGAGGCAAAGCUGGGUUCUACUCCAUUAGCACCCUCAGGGCCAUCACAAACCCGAAAACGCAGACGGAGGAGUACCUGUAUAAAGUCUUCUCGCCGGAGAAGCUUACCCCGGAGUUCCUGUCAGCCAUUCUCGGCGUCAAGGUUCCCGACACGUUCGUAUCCGAAGACGGAAGCGCGGCCGUCGAUGAAGAGGGUGCGGCCAUCAACCCGGUGUCCUGGUACUAUCCGCACGUCUUCCACUCGUAUCCCAUCCAGUAUCCUCGUGUUACAUUCCAAGACCUCGUUGUCGGCAGCGGGCUUUACUACACGUCGGGCAUGGAGAGCUUCAUCUCAACUAUGGAAACGAGUGCUUUGAUGGGAAGAAAUAUUGCUCGCUUAGUCACGGACGAAUUAGCGACUCUGCUGGACGGCGAGACGCAGCAAAGCGAACCCGAAGUGCAGGAGGACCUGGCUCCUGUUCAAGAUGGCCUUGGCCUGGGAAAUGACACUAUCCCUGACGAGCUCUGA
This is a messenger RNA of Sodiomyces alkalinus F11, 1677 nucleotides long. RefSeq names its product prenylcysteine oxidase. Gene Ontology annotation, molecular function: prenylcysteine oxidase activity. The transcript is spliced from 4 exons. The coding region runs from base 1 to 1677 and encodes 558 amino acids. Lineage: Eukaryota; Fungi; Ascomycota; Sordariomycetes; Glomerellales; Plectosphaerellaceae. The record is from RefSeq and is a predicted model, not a curated record. Gene Ontology annotation, biological process: prenylated protein catabolic process; prenylcysteine catabolic process.